Messenger RNA from Sporothrix brasiliensis 5110, 3612 nucleotides. RefSeq lists its product as uncharacterized. The record is from RefSeq and is a predicted model, not a curated record. The coding region runs from base 1 to 3612 and encodes 1203 amino acids. The transcript is spliced from 5 exons. Lineage: Eukaryota; Fungi; Ascomycota; Sordariomycetes; Ophiostomatales; Ophiostomataceae. Gene Ontology annotation, cellular component: membrane.
AUGUCCUCGACACCUCCGGCUGGGUUUGCCUUUACGGCUUGGGGCCGCCGGCGAGCUGAGUCCGUGGCAUCAGAGGACAGCGCCAGCAGUCAUGACAGCCGUGGCCGGCUUCGCUCUAUCAGCUCCGUGGUCGCGCCCCGGGAACCUUUCCACAGCCAGGACGGUCGUCAUCACCAGGGCCAGCACCAGCUCUCGUCGUCUGUAGCUUCGACGAGUCACAGGGAGCCCAUUCGCUCCUUUAUCAACCCUGCACAGCGGGACUUGGCUCCCGUCAGUAGCCAGCUGCAAGCACGAUCUGUACGCGAAGACACGGCCGAGCUUGCCACCUACCAGCUUGCCGACAAGACCGAGCGCCAAAACUCUUCUAUCCUCGAUCGCAACCGCUCACUCUCCUUCCGAACCACCGUCUCCUCAGACGUGGACGCUGAUGACCUUGACUCCCCAACAGCUGCCAACACGAGCGGCGCUAAUCGAGACCCUGAGCCUAUUGAGGAAACGUCGGAACCGGAACCGUCACCCUCGUUAGACGAGGAAUCCGACGACACCGCCGCCUUUGGCGAGAGCCCCUCCCUGUUGACAAGAGCGUUGCGGCGCUCGCCCCCACAUACGCCCGGCGGAGGCCCCUUUGCCUCGACCAGCAACAACCAGCAACAACAACAAGACCAGGGCGAACAGACACAAUCCCGCAAUGACGCAUACCGUGGGCGCAUCUACCAGCUACGGGGUGCCCUUGUGCGUGAGAGGAGCGACAGCUACGCUGUCUUUUCGGACGCAGAAGAGGAUGGCGACGAGCUUCGGCCUGGUUUGCAGCGCCAGCAGGGUCGGCUGUCCUCGUCGGCCGCCGGCGGGCAUGUCAACGGAACAAACUUCGCGUCACAUGUGCCCACGGAGUCAACACCCCUCUUGGGAAGCUCGGGUGCUCCGAAUGGGUCUGUUGGCCAAGCGAGCUACGAUUUGGAGGGACAGAUGAACACGAUGCGGAGGCGGAUUCUGGGUAUCUUCGACCGGCGCCAAGAGGGACCUACACAUAACCCGACGAUCGUGGUCCGGGACAAAUUCAAGAAAACCUACCGGAAUGUCAAGAACCUCAAGUGGUGGGACCGCAGACGGCUCUGGCAAAAUGUGGUUGUCGCGCCCAUCGCGUGCCUCCCGGCUGUCGUCGUCGGCUUGCUUCUUAAUAUUCUGGAUGCACUCUCAUAUGGCAUGAUAUUGUUCCCGCUAGGAAGUCCUAUAUUCGCACACCUGGGUGCGGCUGGCAUCUCCAUCUUUUAUGUUAGUACCAUUGUGUCGCAGAUUGUAUUUUCGAGCGGGAGUAUCUUCAGAGGCGGCAUUGGUUCGGAGUUGAUCGAAGUCGUGCCCUUCUUCCAUAGCAUGGCCUUGACUAUCACGGACAUGGUGGGCGAAGAGCAUCCCGACGCUGUCAUUGCUACGACCAUCACAUCGUACGCCCUCAGUGCCAUGGUGACAGGUACUGUAUUCUACCUUAUGGGCCAUUUCAAGUUCGGCUACAUUGUGGGCUUCAUCCCACGACAUAUCCUCAUCGGCUGUAUUGGUGGCGUGGGCUGGUUUUUGAUUGCGACCGGGUUUGAAGUGACGGCACGCAUUGAAGGCAGCCUCGAGUACAACCUCGACACGCUCCAGAAGCUGAUACAGCCCGACACGGUGCCACUAUGGGUCAUUCCCUUGACUCUCGCGAUUGUCCUCUUCUAUGGACAGAAGCACAUCACCAACAAAUACUUUCUUCCCCUCUACAUCAUCACGAUUCCCUUCAUCUUCUAUCUGAUUGCACUGAUCGGCAGCUCCGCGUCGCCAUCGGAUCUUCGUGACCAUGGCUGGGUGUUCCAAGGCCCGCCAGCCGGCGAGCCGUGGUGGUAUUUCUACACAUUAUACAAAUUUAAUGAGGUUCACUGGGGAGCCAUUGCCCAGUGUAUUCCGGCCAUGUUUGCCUUGACCUUCUUUGGCAUCUUGCACGUCCCGAUCAACGUGCCCGCCCUGGCUCUCAACACGGGCGAAGACCACGCCGACCUGAACCACGAACUGAAGUUACACGGCUACUCCAACUUUUUGUCCGGCUGCACGGGUAGCAUCCAGAACUACCUAGUGUAUGCCAACACGCUCUUCUUCAUGCGGUCGGGCGGCGAUAGCCGUCUGGCAGGCUUCGAGCUGGCCGCUCUCACGUUCGGCGUGAUGCUGAUUGGGCCCAAGACCAUUGGCUUUAUCCCCGUGAUGAUGGUCGGAUGCUUGAUUUUUGACCUUGGAUUCGAGCUUCUCGUCGAGGCUGUCUGGCAGCCGCGCAAGAAGCUCAAGCCCCUCGAAUAUAUAACGGUCAUUGUCAUUGUCUUGAUUAUGGGUGUCUAUGACUUUGUCGUGGGCAUCGGCGUCGGAAUCUUGCUGGCGUUUGUGUCUCUGAUUUUCCAGACGUCGCAGGUCUCGGCCGUCCGUGCCAUGUACGCCGGUGACAUUGUCACCUCGACAGUGCGCCGCAACCACGCGCAGCACCACUACCUGCGCCAGGUGGGACGGCAGAUCUGCAUUAUCAAGGUGGCCGGCUACCUGUUCUUUGGCACGAUUGUGAGUGUGGAGCAAAAAAUCCGCGACCUGAUUGCCGACGAGGCGUUUAUCCAGCGGCCGAUCCGCUACCUGAUUCUUGAUCUGCGCCAGGUGACGGGACUGGACUACUCGGCGGGAGAGGCCUUUAACACAAUCAGCCGCCUUCUGACUGGGAAAGGGAUCCAUCUGGUCCUGAGUGGCGUCGAUGCGGACCGUGCUCUGGGCCACGACCUGCGCGCGGUGGGUGUCGGUGAAGACGGUAUCGAGGUCGCUUUUUUGCCGGACAUCAACUCGGCUCUCGAGCUGUGCGAGAACGAGCUGCUGAAGACGCUCUAUGCCAGCCAAGAGGCCGAGGCCAGCGAGAUUGUCAAGGCGUCGACGGCUGGCGAUGCAAGUGCAGCCGUCGCUUCAAAGGCCGUAUCGAAAGCGACGGCCACACCGGCAGUCAACUCGUACCUGCAUCCUCCAGCCGGUGGUAGCGGCACAGGAAGUGGGUCGGGACCUGCAGUCGAUAUGCUUGCCAGCUCGCCACGGCGUAACCUUCUUCGGACGGCCGCCCGGGAGUCGAUCAACCGCUUGGAAGACCGCCGCCAGUCCAGGUGGCACAACUUUGCCGAACCCUUGCGGCUGAUGCUGCAGGUGUUCCAGAACAUUAGCGACAAGAACGAGGACUUUUGGUUCCGUGCCACGCGCUACUUUGAACGGCAAGAGUUUGCCGCGGGCCAGAUGCUCUUCCAAGCCGGCGCACCUGCCGAGGGCUUUUAUCUGCUGGAACAGGGAAUUGUGCGGGCCGAAUACGACCUGCCGCACGGCCAGUUCUACCACGAGAGCAUUGUCGCGGGCACGACGUGCGGCGAGCUGCCCUUCUUCUCGGAUACGAGGCGCACAGCGACGGUGUAUGCGGACCUCGACUGCGUGGUAUGGGUGCUCGAGCGGACGGCCUGGCAGCAGCUGCAGAAGGACGACCCAGAGGUGGCCAACGAGCCGCUGCGGGUAUCCCUAAAGCUGACGGCAGAGCGCAUGUCUACGGUGCCGGCAUCGACGAUGUUGAUGGCGGACUGA